AGAGAAAAAGAGAACAGGGGAGUGAGUGAGCGAGUGAGUGAGCGAGUGAGUGAGCGAGUGAGUGAGCGAGUGAGUGAGCGAGUGAGUGAGCGAGUGAGUGAGUGAGAUCGCUGUGCACUUUGGCACCAGAUGAGUGUGAAAGAAAUCCGGUGCAGAGAGAACGGAGAGAAAAAAGGCAUGUCCAGAAUGCGGCCAGAGCCAAAGAAGGACUGAAAGAAACAGAGGAGGAUGUGUUCAUACUCCAAAAAAGAGUGAAAAAAAGAAAGAGGGAAAACUCAUUCCAAACUAGGUGUGAUUCGUCUCCACGGUACUGAUAAGAUGAAGACGAUUUCCAGUCACACAUUCGGAAAGAAGCGUGUGUGAGUGUUUGCGUGGAGGAUUCUAUUGCAGCCGCCUCUCAGAAGCUUGGUUCUCACAUCUUAGAAGGCGAACAGAGAGGAAGGAUGCCGGAGCAGAAAGUUAGCCUCCCUGCUAAGCUGAUUAAUGGGGGCGUGGCCGGACUGGUGGGCGUGACCUGUGUGUUUCCCAUCGAUCUGGCUAAGACCCGCCUCCAGAAUCAACAGGGUGCUCGGGUCUAUAGCGGGAUGUUGGACUGUUUGACCAAGACGAUUAGGACAGAAGGCUACUUUGGGAUGUAUCGAGGUGCUGCGGUGAACCUCACCCUCGUAACGCCAGAGAAAGCGAUAAAACUCGCAGCCAACGACAUCUUCAGACAACAGCUCUCCAAAGACGGGAAGAUACCGUUAUGGGGUGAGAUCCUCGCAGGCUGUGGGGCAGGAACCUGUCAGGUGGUGGUCACGACCCCGAUGGAGAUGCUCAAAAUACAGCUGCAGGAUGCCGGAAGAUUGGCGGCGCAGAGAUCCGUGUCCACCUCGACUCCGGCCUCCUCACCGUCUCUUGCGUCGUCUCACCACGCUGCGGUUCGUCGCUCGGCCACGGCCAUAACGCUGGAGCUGCUGAGGACGCAGGGCCUCCGGGGCCUCUACAAGGGCACUGGAGCUACUCUGCUCAGGGAUGUUCCAUUCUCGAUGAUCUACUUCCCGCUGUUUGCCAAAUUUAAUGCGGUGGGGCGGAGCGGAGAGCUCUCUCACGAGCGCGCACCUUUCCUGCAGUCCUUCGUGUCAGGAUGCGCCGCCGGCUCGGUGGCAGCCGUGGCUGUCACUCCUCUGGACGUCAUAAAGACUCGUCUUCAGACUCUGCAGAAGGGGGCAGGAGAAGAUUCAUACCAGGGCAUCAUCGAUUGUACACGGCGCAUUCUGAGUCGAGAAGGACCGUCAGCCUUUCUUAAAGGAGCAACAUGUCGAGCUCUGGUCAUCGCACCGCUUUUUGGGAUCGCACAAGGCAUCUACUUCCUGGGUGUGGGUGAGGAGGUGAUGAAGCUGCUGGGAUAGAAAUGAAGUGUCAUAUCAAUAAACAAACACACAGUACUGUUUCAAUACGUGGAGAGAUAGAGAGAGAGAGAGAGAGAGAGGGAGAGAGAGAGAGAGCGAGAGAGAGAGAGAGACCAGGGGUUAGUUAUGGAGUAAGUGGUUAAUACGAGACAGAUGUCCACUUACGUAACCAAAGGAGUUAUAGAAAAAGAAAAUGCUGUUUAUGUGAUCGCUAAGUGUGUAAACAGGGUUCUUUAUACUAAACAGGGUACAGGUCUAUAUGAAAGAUUUAAUCCAUUUGUUUGCAAGUGAUUAAUUGUGGAGAACAGAAAGAAUGUUGGAUAGCGUGCAAGUGGAAUAGAGUUAUAAACUCAGACAGAUCAAGACACGUGCUUGGUGCUUUGUUUCUUAUCAUUUGACAUUUACAGCAUCUAGCAGACGCCCUUAUCCAGAGCGACUCACGUUUUCUAAUCUUUUAUACAACUGAGCAAUUGAGGGUUAAGGGCCUUGCUCAGGGGCCCAACAGUGGGAGCUUGGUGGACCUGGGAUUGAACUCACAACCUACCGAUCGGUAGCACAACACCUCAACCACUAGGCUACCACAUGCCCCAUAUUAUUGUUUAAGAGCCAGCUCUUAAGGUGUUGCGCUACCGAUCGGUAGGUUGUAAGUUCAAUCCCAAGUAACAGACAUUAUAGGAUGUGCCGCUGUGUUCAUCUGUGCUUCGAAUCCUCUACUUUGCUCAGCUGUUGGAUUACUCCUGUUAAAGCUGGAGACUGCUUUUUUAGUUUUAAGUAACAUAUUCCCUUUAGUAAAUAAAUAAUUAUGCAAAUCAUACCAAUCCAACCAAUCACGUAAAGGAGGCGUGUCUACUCGAGUACGUUCAGGACACGUGCAUUUACUUUUGGGAUUGAACGACGGUUACCAUUAAACCAUGACCCAAGAUCAGAGAAAAACAGUAUAUUAAUGAUUGUAUUCAAAUAUUAUUCAUUAUCUUCUGCUUAUGCUAAUUUUAUAUAAGUGUAGCGAAAUCUUAUAUUUUGUUUGCUGUUGUUGGUUUUUUUUGCUCGCUACAAAAAGAUAUCUAUAUAGCUGAAUAGUCUAUAACACCAAAAAAAAAACAAACACUACACAUAAUCAGAAAGUGACUUAUUAUAAACGUUUCUGUUUUAUAAAUGAAGAAUGAGCAGAAUAUUGAGUUUGUGGUCUGGUCACAUGACACUCAUAUGCAGCAAGGUUUUGAGAAAACCUUCGUCAAACAUCAAUGCAAGUAAUACUGUUUUUUUUUUUAAUAUAUAUACUAUAUGUUGUUCUUUUUAAUCAUACAAACUCUUGAGUAUUAUUACUGUACCGAAUGGAGAAAAGAGCACAAGUAACGUUUAAAAAAAAAUAGAGAUUUUUGGCAGAAAGACACAUUGAGAAGAAAGCAAACGCCUCCUUGUGGCUGGAAUGUACACUACAGUCUGACUGAAAUCAGUAAGGAUAAAUGUUUUUUUUUGUACUUAUUAUUCAGUAAAGUCGUUUUAUUCUAUUUAUCUGAUCUUAUUACAUGAAAAUCAUGUACAGCGAUUGUAUAUUCUAUUCUGAUUUUACAUAUUUAACUGUAACGUUUAAUCUCAAUGUACGAUGUAAUCAGUCCCUCCAGGAUUUAGCGAAGGUAGAAAGUAAACGCACAAUCAAUCAUUCAAACCCUGCGAUAUUCGUAGGAGAUUUUUGCAAAACAGACCGCAGUUUUUUGGCAGAUUUGGGACGGGGCGAUCAUCAUCGUAAUCUAUUCACGUGCGUCGGACAUGAGUACAACUAUCAUAGAAGAUAAUUACGUGUCCUCACUUGUAGGAGUUUAAUAAAAGAAACACGUGCUUACAAUUUUGCCAAGUAGAUUUUUCCACUAAAAGCUAUUGAACAAAUCAUGGAGAAACUGAUAAACUGAAAAACGAUGCAAACACAUUCCUCUGACUGGUUUAAUGACCAGGUUUCACUUUUCUAAUCAGUUGUUCCGUUGAAGGAUAUUUGGAUGUUUAAUAGAUGUUUCAUUCCCAAAGAGGAUCUAUAUGUAUGUAUGAAUGUAUGUAUGUAUGUGUAUGUAUAUAUAUGUAUGUGUAUAUAUAUAUACAUAUAUAUAUGUAUGUGUAUAUAUAUAUAUGUAUGUGUGUAUAUAUAUAUAUAUGUAUGUGUGUAUAUAUAUAUAUAUAUAUAUAAAAUCCUCUGUUGGUUUCAAGUAAAAACUUUUACUUCAGUGGGACAGAACGAAAAACCUAUUUAUUUUUCCUGCAGUGGUGCUUGAAUUGCGAACCCUUUUUUAUACUGUACAUUUAACCUAAAGCUAAAAACCAGCACAGAUCAAGAGAAUCUGAUUAAUAGUAGGAUAUGUUCCAGUAUUGGGAGAAGUACGUGACCCUUUGGCCGUCAGUGUCUGGUGUGACUUGUGCAGUUAUAUGUUAUAAGUUAUACUUAUGCAAGGUUAUGCAGUUAUACAGUACAGAAAAUUCUAAAGGGUUCACAAUCUUUCAAGCUUUCAACGUAUAAUUUCCACCAGGUAUAAGACAGACAAAGGCAGUUUUGUUUAAUAUAGAACCUGACAGUAUUUCUACAGCAUCCACAAUCACAGCACUGGGCCUCAUUUAUCAGUUCGGAUAUAAACCGUUAGGGUUUAUUUGUAAACUGCUCACUGGAGCACUUAAGACGUGUCGUCAUAUGAAUAUUCCGUAGAGGAAAACAUGUCGCUGUCAUGCGGAAUCCUCGUAUCUCCAAAACCGGUAUUUUUCAGGAAAUUAAAAAAACGCUGUACAUUAUCUGCAAUGCACAUGGUUUAGUCCACAUGUCAGUGGAUUGUCUUGCACAGUGGAUUGGAUUGUCUUCCUGUCCUCAGACGAGCACCAGAACUAGCGGGGGUCAAGAUUUUUUUUUCCAUUGAGCCCAGUGUUUUGCAGAUAUUUUUCUCAGAAGACGUUUUGAUUCGUUGCGACUCUUCUUGAUGAGAAAUAUGCCACGAAGCUCUCCCGCGGAGUGAAGAAGAGGUGGACAGUUGAAGUGUCCAAUGGAGUUAUGAGAUUUGCGCUCAAGCUAUUUAAGACUUUAGAUUGGUUAAUAACUAGUAAAAAUAACAGACCCACGUGGGGACUGACUGAUAGCAUGGAUAUGUGAAAAAAUAUGAAAUUGACAAAAUUUGGACAUACGAGGUUCCCGCCCGACAGCGACGAUAUUUGAAUGUGUAUGUUUUGCUGUGUAAAUUUACUUAAAAGGACACUAAUUUGAAAUCAAGUUAAGGGGGGGGGGGGCAUUAACUCAAUUACACACCAUUUUGGGUAACACUUUUACUUGAAACAAAGCGAUCUAAAACAACGUCUAGUCUAGCCGAUCAUAUAUAGUAUAGAAGUAACGUUGCACUAUCAAGAGGACGGAUUAGUGCGUCUGUGGUACGUGAUACUGUGCUGCAUUACCAGAAGACGCUCUUUCCACGUUUAGUCGCCAUUUUCAUGUCUUAUGGAGUUCUGUGGCCUUCCAGAAACUCAAAUCAACCGCUUUGAGAAGGUGCUUGGAAAUUUACAGCUGAUUUCUGUCUACAAACAAAUUUGUAUUUUAGCUAAACAACUGAUGAAUGCAGGGGGCACGGAUGCUUAGUGGUUAGCACGUUAGCCUCACACCUCCAGGAUUCGGGGUUCGAUUCCCACCUCUGCCUUGUGUGUGUGGAGUUUGUUCUCCCCUUGCCUCAGGGGUUUCCUGCCCCGGUCCAAAGACAUGCAUGGUAGGUUGAUUGGCAUCUCUGGAAAAUUGUCUGUAGUGUGUGUGUGUGUGUGUGUGUGCCCUGUGAUGGGUUGGCACUCCGUCCAGGGUGUAUCCUGCCUCGAUGCCCGAUGACACCGGAGAUAGGCACAGGCUCCCCGUGACCCGAGAAGUUCGGAUAAGCGGUAGAAAAUGAAUGAAUGAAUGAACUGAUAAAUGCAGCCCUGUGGUGCAUGUAAGCAUUUGUGCAUGAAAGAGUGAUUGUACGCUCUUAACGCAGAAUUGACUAGAAGUACAGUGACAGUAUUGUGUCCAAAUGAAACAUGAUGUGUCCAUCAUUUCAAUACGAGAAGUUAUUUCAUGUGAUGUACAUACUGAAUGUGAUGAGAUAUUUCUACUGAUUUGUUCUCAUGUUCGAAGACAAUGAAAGGAAGAAAAAAAAAACUGUACCUUUUUUUGGUUGAUGUUUGUAUUGUAACAAAGGAUUUUAACAUGACAGCAGUACUGAAAUGUCUCCAAAUAUAGAAAUAAAAUAUUCUAUUUA
Tachysurus fulvidraco (yellow catfish) is the source of this 5635-nucleotide messenger RNA. RefSeq names its product solute carrier family 25 member 18 (gene slc25a18). Gene Ontology annotation, molecular function: L-glutamate transmembrane transporter activity; L-aspartate transmembrane transporter activity. The transcript is spliced from 10 exons. Bases 444 to 1391 code for a protein of 315 amino acids. NCBI's taxonomy places the organism in Eukaryota, Metazoa, Chordata, Actinopteri, Siluriformes, Bagridae. The record is from RefSeq and is a predicted model, not a curated record. Gene Ontology annotation, biological process: aspartate transmembrane transport; L-glutamate transmembrane transport; malate-aspartate shuttle.